GAUCGGUGCUGCAGCAUGCUUGAUGCCGCUUUGCUUCCUCAGCCUUUGCUUCUGGAUCAUCUUUCUAAAGCUCCCUCGCUGGUUGCGGCGUGCCGAUGCUGUGUACUUUCGAGCUUGCUCCUUCCUCUGGAUGCGCUACCGACCUGGUGCGGAGCGCUUCUCCAUUUUCUUUCUCUGCCGAAAUGCUCUGAUUGUGCUCUGCCCUUUGCUUCCCUCCUUGUCCAUCAAGCUGGUGGUGCUGAACGUGCUUCUUUACUCGAGCUUAAUCGCCACGACACUGAGCCAACCCUGGCGCGUGCCGGCAAGCAAUGCUCUGGACAUGCUCCUGCACGUUGGCCUGCUCGUGGUCUUAUAUAUGGCCUCCAUGUUCGCCGGUCACGAGGUUGGCACCACGGGCCUCAUCAUGGCAACAAUGAUUUCUUUGGUCUUUAUCCUGGUGAUGGUGGCCGCGAUCGUCGCGACGAUGCUGUAUGGGCUGGGCCUCUAUAUCCUUCGCCAACGAAGGAAGCCCUGGCGCUUCUUCCUCUCUCAUCACAAGCGCGCCGCGGGAAGCUUCGCGAGGCUUCUGAAGAUACAGCUGCAGCAGAGCGGAUAUGGCUUCAGCGUCUUCUUGGACACAGACAACCUUCGUGAUCUCACAGAACUCUUCGGCUUCGCCCCUCCAUAA
Molecule: messenger RNA, 667 nt
Organism: Symbiodinium sp. CCMP2456
Lineage: Eukaryota; Dinophyceae; Suessiales; Symbiodiniaceae
Source: the annotation of a GenBank genome assembly